CCUCGGGAGUGUCUUCUUUUCCGGCGCAGGCGCCGUCCAGAGUAUAUCGUACGUUGGCCUUCCUCUCUGGUCUUCGGUUUCUCGCUGCUCCGAUUCGGAAAUGGCGGUGUCUCUGGGCGAGGUGACUGCCAGCAGUGGUGCUAGCCGCUUGCGGCGGCAGCUGGAGUCCGGGAGUUACGCGGCGGAGGAGUACGUGAAGCAGCUGUCCCAGCAGUCGGAUGGGGACCGCGACCUGCAGGAGCACCGGCAGCGCAUUCAGGCGCUGAGCGAGGAGACGGCGCAGAGCCUCAAGCGCAAUGUCUACCAGAACUACCGGCAGUUCAUCGAGACGGCCCGCGAGAUCAGCUACCUGGAGAGCGAGAUGUACCAGCUCAGCCACAUCCUCACGGAGCAGAAGGGCAUCAUGGAAACCGUCACCCAGGCCCUGCUGCUGCAGGCCAACGUCGGCGAGCGGGAGGACCCGGCUGUCGCGGGCGCCCGGCGAGCUGGCGCCGCCGCCCCCCACCCCCCCACGAACCCUUUCCUGCCUCUCUCGGGCAAGGACGCCUCGGCCAACGAGGAGGGCCGGCAGCGAACUCUCACCACCCUCUUGGAGAAAGUGGAGGGUUGCCAAGACCUGCUUCCAGAGAGUCCUGGCAAGUACUUAGUGUACAAUGGGGACCUUGUGGAGUAUGAUGCUGACCACAUGGUGCAGAUCCAGAAAGUGCAUGCUUUCCUUAUGAAUGACUGCUUGCUGGUGGCAGCAUGGUUGCCCAACCGGCGGGGCAUGUACCGUUAUGAUGCCCUCUACCCGCUUGAUGGGCUGGCUGUGGUUAAUGUCAAGGACAACCCCCCCAUGAAGGAUAUGUUCAAGUUGCUUAUGUUCCCCGAGAGUCGCAUCUUCCAAGCUGAGAAUGCCAAGAUCAAGAAAGAGUGGUUGGAAGUGCUGGAAGAGGCAAAAAGGAAUCGGGUUCUCAGUGAGAAACGAAGGCUGGAACAGGAGGUCCCAACACGGGCUCCUCCAGUACCUGCUGAGACUACUAAUCCUUUUGAAGAGGAGGAGGAGGAGGAGGAAGUGGAGGCAACACCAGAAGAAGAAAUGGUGGAUCUGUCUCUAGAAUGGAUUCAGGAACUGCCAGAAGACCUGGAUGUCUGCAUUGCUCAGAGAGACUUUGAAGGGGCAGUUGAUUUGCUAGAUAAGCUGAAGGAAUAUCUGGGCGACAAACCUGUGACCCAGAUGGUUAGAGAGCUGCGAGCAAAGGUGGAUGAAAGAGUCCGACAGCUCACUGAGGUCCUUGUGUUUGAGUUGUCUCCAGAUAGAUCUCUCCGGGGAGGGCCCAGAGCUACCCGCCGAGCUGUUUCCCAGCUCAUUCGCUUGGGCCAGUCAACUAAGGCAUGUGAACUUUUCUUGAAGAAUAGGGAAGCUGCUGUUCACACAGCCAUCCGACAGUUGCGCAUUGAAGGUGCCACUUUGCUGUACAUUCACAAGCUUUGUCAUGUCUUCUUUACCAGCCUGUUGGAGACUGCAAGAGAGUUUGAGACAGACUUUGCUGGAAAUAGUGGGUGCUAUUCAGCUUUUGUUGUCUGGGCCCGGUCUACCAUGCGGAUGUUUGUAGAUGCAUUUAGCAAGCAGGUGUUUGAUAGUAAGGAGAGUUUAUCUACUGCUGCUGAGUGUGUAAAGGUGGCCAAGGAACAUUGUAAGCAACUCAGCGAUAUUGGUCUGGAUCUGACCUUCAUCAUUCAUGCCUUACUAGUAAGAGACAUCAAAGGAGCUUUGCAGAGCUACAAAGACAUCAUAAUUGAGGCCACAAAACAUCGCAACUCCGAAGAGAUGUGGAGGAGAAUGAACCUGAUGACACCAGAAGCCUUAGGAAAGCUUAGAGAGGAAAUGAGGAGCUGUGGUGUGACCAAUUUUGAUCAGUACACUGGAGAUGACUGCUGGGUGAAUCUUAGCUACACCGUUGUGGCUUUCACAAAACAGACCAUGGCUUUCUUGGAGGAAGCCCUCAAGUUGUAUUUCCCAGAGCUGCAUAUGGUUCUGCUAGAAAGUCUGAUGGAGAUAAUCCUUGUGGCCAUCCAACAUGUUGAUUACAGUUUACGGUGUGAACAGGACCCUGAGAAAAAAGCAUUCAUCAGGCAAAAUGCAUCUUUCCUCUACGAAACUGUUCUUCCUGUUGUGGAAAAAAGAUUUGAGGAAGGUGUUGGAAAGCCUGCUAAGCAGUUGCAGGAUCUGAGGAAUGUUUCACGACUAAUGCGUAUUAAUCCUGAAAGUACUACCUCAGUGGUGUGAAAUGUAAUGCCUCAGUGCUUUUCAUAUAAAGAUUGUAUAUACAUGCAUACACACAUACAAGCAGGCUUCUACUCCUGAUGGUUAUUAAAUCCAGUAAAACUCUCAUUAGUUAAUUAUGUUCUACAAAUAUAACAGUAUUAAAAAAGGAAAAGAAUUAAAGCAAAUAUUGUGGUUAGAAAGCUCAAAUAACAUCUUCCUUUUGAAGGUCUGAUGCUGGCAGUUUAGAUUUCAAGAGGUCAUAUGGUGACAUAAUCUGUUUAUGUUAAUAAAUAAUGUUAUAUGUAAUUAGGUGCUCAAGAAAAAAAAACUUCUAACCCUUUUUAGGAAUAUAAAUUAUGAGAUAGUCUGUUGAUUUCUCCAUAUUAGUUAGGGGUGUGCAGGAAACAGGAAAAAUGCUUUGAACAAUCCAUUGUAUUCCAAAUGUUCUGUUGAGCUGUUCCAGAUCAGCCAGAGUUUAGCAGAACCCAAACCCAGAAUGCUUUGGUUAUUCUGGGUUUCAGAUGAAACAGAAUCCAAAUGGGCCAAGUAGGGCUAGGUGUCUGGUAUCACCCCUCUUUCCCUUGCUCUCCCUUGUCUGUUGCCAGUAUGGCGUAUCUCACCAUACUGGGAACAGCUGAGGGGGAGGAAGGGAAAGAGGGGUGAUAUGCACCACGUACUGUCCAUACACACACCACACACACCCUUUUCCCAGUGCUUAUUACUUCAGCCACUGCCAGUGUCCCAGUAGGGCGUAUACUAGUGCCUCUUGCCCCCAUUCUCGUAGCACCUUCCCUCUCUCUUCUUUGCCACUGUUGACAUUCCAGAGUGGCAUACAGCCCUGGCCCACCUUUCUUGCUGAUUUGCCCAGGGCUUGCCUUCCCUCCAGGAGUCUGUUCUUAUCAUGUUUCCUGCUUCCCCCCAAAUCAUUUCUGCCUGAGAGAAAACAAUUCCAAUCUGCUAUUCACAGUCCAUCAUACCAAAACACGCAUAUCAGCUUGGGCAUCGGCCACCUAAAGCCAGCUAUUCCAUGCAUGGAACAUUUUAUACAUCCCUAAUAUUAGACUAUUUCCCCUUGUUCCUAGAGUAGCAGAAAUUGUGUGGGAAACAAAGCAAUCCUGCAGAAAUCCCUCUCAGAUGAUAAGGAAAUGCUAUAAAAGCUGCAGUCAGUAGUUCAGAUCAAAAAGAUCCAGCUUAAAGUCCUUGGAAACUCUAAUUCAGCAUGGGAUCCACACUUUUAAUGAUAGCAUUUCUAUUGUACAUAUACUUUUGGCAAUAUUAAAUGCUACUUUAAGUGUAAAAUUUUGAUUUUCAGUAAGUGAAACCUGAGUAAUUUCAAAUAAUAUAAUGGCAGUUGUCCCAAAAAGGUAACCCUGCCACUAUUUCUGAAUUUUGCUGCAGUUUUGCCACAGCUUCCUGGCAUCACUGAAGCCAAAUCUGCUUUAAAAAUAAAACUCUAUUCUUGAUUAGAAAUGGAAAGUGCUGUGACUAACUGCAGAACAAGCUGUGUUUAACAUGCACCCACAUCCUUUCAUACACACAUCCUUUGAAUUGCAAACAGUGAUGUUAAUUUGAGGGAAGAUACAUAAGCUGGUUCAGUUUCAUUAUGUCUGUAUGUGAUCAUCAGUGAUCAACUGAAAUGAAAUGGAGAACAGUUUUACAAAGUUAACAAAUCUGUAUUCCUGAAAAUUUCAUGCUAUGAAAAAUCACCCAUGUACAAUUAAGUGGUAAAGGGUACGACAUUUAGGGCACUGCAAGAAGAAAUUGGAUGGAGGGGAACCUGAGUUUAAAAAGUAUCAAAUAACCAGGGCAGUAAUCAAGGUGUAAAACUGUAAUAGCUUUUUCAGUAGUUUUGCACAUAGUGAUUAUGUUUAAUAUGGGUAGAGGGUUAGACUUUUUUUUCAUUUUAAGAAUAUGCUCUGCAAGGUUAAGGCCUAUUGAAUGAAUCCCUAUCACACAUUUACUGAUGUAGUGUAAUUAUCUAAUGGGCAUUAAGCCAGAAUUAAUAACUCCAGGGAAGGGCUCCAAUUUGUUGUGAGAACAGCCUUACCUUCAGUAAGAUGUAAAAUGAAAGCUAUGUUGAAAAUAUUAAAGACUGUU
This is a messenger RNA of Python bivittatus (Burmese python), 4345 nucleotides long. RefSeq names its product exocyst complex component 8 (gene EXOC8). NCBI's taxonomy places the organism in Eukaryota, Metazoa, Chordata, Lepidosauria, Squamata, Pythonidae. The record is from RefSeq and is a predicted model, not a curated record. Gene Ontology annotation, cellular component: exocyst. Gene Ontology annotation, biological process: exocytosis; Golgi to plasma membrane transport; intracellular protein localization.